GAGCAGUCCCUGAACGCAGCAGCGGUGGGCGGUGACCCCAGCUCACCUGCGGAACAUAAACCAGCGCAGCUGAGGAGGUCUGCUUCAACCAUCCUGCCCAGCGGCUGUGCGCUCCUGUGGAAACUUUGCUCUUCAUCCCGGGGAAUCAGAGACACGGAGCCGGACUGAGCGCGCGCUGAAACGCACAGUUUACCUGCGGUGCCUGCUGCUGCUGAGAACAAGUCACCAUGACGGACGUUGAACAGUUCCUGUACGGGCAGCGUGGCGGCGUAAACGACCCUUUGGCCCAGGCCGACUGGGCCUCCAAGAAACUGGUCUGGAUCCCCAGUGAGAAGCAGGGCUUUGAGGCCGGCUCGCUCAAAGAGGAGAAGGGAGAUGAGUGCGUGGUGGAGCUGGCCGACUCUGGCAAGAAGGUGAAGGUGAAUAAGGAUGACAUCCAGAAAAUGAACCCCCCCAAGUUCAGUAAGGUGGAGGAUAUGGCUGAGCUCACCUGCCUGAAUGAGGCCUCCGUCCUGCACAACCUUAAGGAGAGAUACUACUCUGGACUCAUCUAUACAUACUCGGGUCUCUUCUGCGUGGUGAUAAACCCCUACAAGAACCUCCCCAUCUACAGCGAGGAAAUCGUCAAUAUGUACAAGGGCAAGAAGAGGCACGAAAUGCCUCCGCAUAUCUACGCCAUCACAGACACGGCUUAUAGAAGCAUGAUGCAGGAUCGUGAGGAUCAGUCCAUCCUUUGCACAGGCGAGUCAGGAGCUGGAAAAACGGAGAAUACAAAGAAGGUCAUUCAGUAUCUCGCACAUGUCGCUUCAUCCUCCAAGUCCAAGAAAGAGCAGGGCAGUGCUGUGUUGUCACAUGGGGAGCUUGAGAAGCAGCUGCUGCAGGCCAACCCCAUCCUGGAGGCCUUUGGCAACGCCAAGACCAUCAAGAACGACAACUCCUCCAGAUUUUCAGCUGAUUUGUGUCUGGAGGAUUACAGCAAGUACCGCUUCCUGUCCAAUGGAAAUGUGACCAUCCCAGGGCAGACGGACAAGGAAAUGUUCCAGGAAACCAUGGAGGCCUUUAAUAUCAUGAGCAUCCCUGAGGAGGAGAUAACUGGUCUGCUGAAGGUCGUCUCAGCCGUGCUCCAGUUGGGGAACAUGAUCUUCAAGAAGGAGCGACACUCGGACCAGGCGUCCAUGCCUGACGACACGGCUGCCCAGAAAGUCUGCCACCUGCUGGGCAUCAAUGUGACCGACUUCACCCGAGCCAUCUUGUCUCCCAGGAUCAAGGUCGGUAGGGACUACGUUCAGAAGGCCCAGACCCAGGAGCAGGCAGAGUUUGCCGUUGAGGCUCUGGCCAAAGCUUCGUAUGAGAGGAUGUUCCGCUGGCUGGUGAUGAGGAUCAACAAGGCUCUGGACAAAACCAAGAGGCAGGGAGCGUCCUUCAUAGGAAUCCUGGAUAUUGCUGGAUUUGAGAUCUUUGAGGUAAUUUCCUCCCUAUUUCAGGUGGAUUACAAGGCAAAUGAGUGGCUGAUGAAAAACAUGGACCCCCUGAACGAGUGUGUGGCCACCCUGCUGAACCAGUCCACCGACAAGCUGAUUGCAGACCUGUGGAGAGACGUGAACCACAUCGUCGGCCUGGAUAAGGUGGCAGGAAUGUCAGACUCUGGCCCCUUCAGGACCCGUAAAGGCAUGUUCCGCACAGUGGGACAGCUGUACAAGGAGCAGCUGGGGAACCUCAUGACCACCCUGAGGAACACCAACCCUAACUUUGUGCGCUGCAUCAUUCCCAACCACGAGAAGAAGUCUGGUAAGCUUGAGUCUCACCUCGUUCUGGACCAGCUGAGGUGUAACGGAGUCUUGGAGGGAAUCCGUAUCUGCAGACAGGGCUUCCCUAACCGGAUCGUCUUCCAGGAGUUCAGACAGAGAUAUGAAAUUCUCACUCCAAAUGCUAUUCCAAAGGGCUUCAUGGAUGGAAAGCAGGCCUGUGUGCUCAUGAUCAAAGCCUUAGAGCUGGACCCCAACCUGUACCGCGUCGGUCAGAGCAAAGUGUUCUUCCGAGCUGGAGUCUUGGCUCACCUGGAGGAGGAGAGGGACAUGAAGAUCACCGACGUGAUCAUGAGCUUCCAGGCCUGGUGCAGAGGAUAUGUAGCCCGGAAAGCCUUUGCUAAGAGACAGCAGCAGCUGACCGCCAUGAGAGUCAUCCAGCGAAACUGUGCCGCUUACCUCAAACUCAGGAACUGGCAGUGGUGGAGGCUUUUCACCAAGGUUAAGCCUCUUCUCCAGGUGUCUCGGCAGGAGGAGGAGAUGAUCGCCAAGGAGGAGGAGCUGCUCAAGGUGAAGGAGAAACAAAUCCAGGCAGAGGAGCAGCUCAAAGAAUACGAGGCGAAGCAGCAACAGCUGAGCGCAGAGAAGCAGGCCCUUCAGGAGCAGCUGCAGGCCGAGACGGAGCUUUGUGCAGAGGCUGAGGAGCUGAGAGCCCGUCUGGCUACGAGGAAGCAGGAGCUGGAGGAGAUCCUGAUGGAAAUGGAGACUCGGCUGGAGGAAGAGGAGGAGAGGGUCAAUCAGAUGCACAAUGAGAGAAAAAAGAUGCAGCAGAACAUCACGGAUUUAGAGCAGCAGCUCGACGAGGAGGAAGCAGCCAGACAAAAGCUUCAGAUGGAGAAGGUCACCACAGACGCCAAGCUGAAGAAACUGGAGGAGGACAUCAUCUUGUUGGAUGAUCAGAACGGCAAACUUAACAAGGAAAAGAAGCUGCUGGAGGAGAGGAUCUCAGAGUUCACCAUAAAUCUGGCUGAAGAGGAGGAGAAGUCCAAAAGCUUGCAGAAGCUCAAGAACAAACAUGAAACCAUGAUCACUGAUUUAGAAGAUCGUUUGAGGAAGGAGGAGAAGCUGCGCCAGGAGCUGGAGAAAAACCGCCGUAAACUGGAGGGAGACUCCACGGAGCUCAACGACCAGAUCGCCGACCUGCAGGCCCAAAUCGCCGAGCUCCGGGCUCAGCUGGCCAAGAAGGAGGAGGAGCUCCUCGCCGCACUAGCCAGGAUCGAGGAGGAGGCUGCAGCAAAGAACACGGCCCAGAAGAAAAUCAGGGAGCUGGAGGCGCAGAUCUCUGAGCUGCAGGAGGACCUGGAGCUGGAGAGGCAGGCGCGCUCCAAGGCGGAGAAACUACGCAGGGACCUGGGAGAGGAGCUGGAGCUGGCAGAGAUGAAGAAGAAGGCGGAACAAGAGGCCAUAUCGCUGGAGGGCGCAGAGGAGGGCCGCAAGAAGCUGCAGAGGGAGAUGGACGAACUGAUGCUGCAACUGGAGGAGAAGAGCGCCGCCUACGACAAGCUGGACAAGACAAAAACCCGUGUGCAGCAGGAGCUGGAUGAUAUGCUGGUGGACCAGGACAAUCUGAGGCAGAUCGUCUCCAACCUGGAGAGGAAGCAGAAGAAGUUUGAUCAGAUGCUGGCAGAGGAGAAGGCGAUUUCCACUCAGUAUGCUGAGGAACGUGACAAAGCAGAGGCUGAAGCCCGGGAGAAGGAGACGCGUGCGCUCAACCUGGCCCGUGAGCUUGAGACCAUGACGGCCCUGAAGGAGGACCUGGAGCGCUCCAACAAAAUGUUCAAAGCUGAGAUGGAGGACCUGGUCUCCUCCAAAGAUGACGUCGGCAAAAACGUUCAUGAGCUGGAGAGGUCGAAGCGGGCCAUGGAGCAGCAGCUGGAGGAGAUGAGGCUUCAGCUGGAGGAGCUGGAGGACGAGCUGCAGCUCACAGAGGACGCCAAGCUGCGUCUGGAGGUCAACAUGCAGGCCAUGAAGGCCCAGUUCGAUCGAGACCUGCAGGGCCGAGACGAGCAGGGAGAGGAGAGGAGGAAGCAGCUCGUCAAACAGGUUCGCGAAAUGGAGCUUGAGCUGGAAGACGAACGCAGACAGCGUACCCAGGCCCUCUCCUCCAAAAAGAAACUGGAGAUGGAUCUGGCAGAGCUGGAAGCACAGAUCGAUUCUGCAAACAAAGGUCGGGAUGACGCUCUGAAGCAGCUGAAGAAACUCCAGGUAGAGGAAGCAGCCAUAUCCCCCACCGCUGGUCUGCUCCUUUUCUAUCAGGAUCUGGCCACAGCUGACAGACUCAAGAGACAGCUUCAGACCGAGCGGGACGAGCUCCAGGAGGAGGUCAACGGCAGCAAUACCAAAAAUUCUUUGCUGUCAGAUGAGAAGAGGAGGCUGGAAGCUCGUAUCGCUCAGCUGGAGGAAGAACUGGACGAGGAACAUCUGAAUACGGAGAUGGUUAAUGAUCGUCUGAAGAGAACGAUGUUGCAGAAUGAUCAGCUCAACACCGAGCUGUCUACAGAGCGCAGCAAUUCCCAGCGGCUGGAGGGCAACCGUUCCCAGCUGGACCGCCAGAACAAGGAGCUGAAACUGAAGCUGCAGGAGCUCGAGGUCACCAUCAAGUCAAAGUACAAGUCCUCCAUCACCUCACUGGAGGCCCGGAUCGCUCAGCUGGAAGAGCAGCUGGAUGUGGAGUCAAAGGAGCGCCAGCAGGCCUCCAGGCUGGUCAGGAGGACGGAGAAGAAACUCAAAGAGGUGAUGUUGCAGGUUGAUGAUGAACGACGCAACACUGACCAAUACAAAGAUCAGGCAAGUUCUGUCACUUUUCCUUUCAAAGCAAAAGACGCAAUGGGUUCCAAGCUGUUUUCUGAUACUGUGACACUGUGGGGGAGCUUGCUUUUAAAAAAAAAAAAAACUGUUUCUGUUUGCAGACGAGGAGAUUUGCCCCUCAGCAUGCGGGUCGGUGUGGGCCGCACCGGCGGUCUCGACAGCGACGAAGAGGUAGAAGUACCAGCUGGGCUAUCAGAGCCUGCAGCGGAGUGAGCUGAGGACGGAUAAAAAGGGAAAUAAUGCGACGACUGCAGAGACCAUGAAAUGUUAGCCUUACAUCGACCUUUCACAUGCACUUCCAUGGGCCAAAAUGUCCAAGAAUAUGCAGUUCAAUUUACGUUUAAAAGUUACUUUUCCUACCCAUUUUUCUACAUGACGGGUAUAUUGAACCGUUUAAAUAUUUAGUGCUUCUAACAUGCUAUUGCUGUUGCUAAUAUAUUCUUGUAUCUUUAUGCACUUUUCCUCAAAGUAAUUGUUAUAACCUCUAAAAAUCUGUAGGUUUCCCCUGUAGUCUGUUAUCAUAUGACACUUUAUCAAAUUCACUUGGUUGGAACAAUUUUGAAUUUUUAAUGACGCAUUUAAUAUCAUGUUUUUGGAUGCUGUAUUGUCCCACUGUUUUUUACACUAUCAAUUAUAGGUGAUGGGUCCUUUAAUAGUUCUUUAGUUUUUUCCCCCUUAAAUAACAGACAGGGUUUCUACCAGUACUUUUGCCUCCUAAAUAAAAGCAGCAGCAUAUUUUUGAAUAACACCCUGCCACUGAAUUCUCAGACGGUUGUUGGUUUGCAUGUUACUCAUCCUCUAGUUCUAAGGCGAGUCUGUUUUUAUACGAUGCCUUAAAUGCAAUAAAGUAAUGAAUGCAUUGAAA
Cyprinodon variegatus (sheepshead minnow) is the source of this 5478-nucleotide messenger RNA. RefSeq names its product myosin-9-like. The record is from RefSeq and is a predicted model, not a curated record. Lineage: Eukaryota; Metazoa; Chordata; Actinopteri; Cyprinodontiformes; Cyprinodontidae. Bases 228 to 4826 code for a protein of 1532 amino acids. The transcript has 34 exons. Gene Ontology annotation, cellular component: myosin complex. Gene Ontology annotation, molecular function: ATP binding; actin filament binding; cytoskeletal motor activity.